Molecule: messenger RNA, 2560 nt
Organism: Rhagoletis zephyria (snowberry fruit fly)
Lineage: Eukaryota; Metazoa; Arthropoda; Insecta; Diptera; Tephritidae
Gene: Fem-1
Product: protein fem-1 homolog B
Molecular function (GO): protein binding
Source: RefSeq, a predicted model, not a curated record
UGAAUUUUCCCAACUUGAAAGGAUAUGCGCAGACUAAAAACAGUUGGCUUUUCAUAUCCUUGCGAAGUAGUGUGACACAUAAAAAUACGGAGCGAAGCGAAAGCGAUGAAUUCUGAACGUAUUCGUACGCGUAAACGUUUAUUCGAAUCGGCUUGGCCUGGUGCGAAAUUCUGGAGAGGCUCAAGUACGACACCCCUUUCACCAUAUAUUUUAUAUCCUGCGAAAUUCGAUGAAGUCGAUGGACAAUCGGUUACACCCCUCACCAUGGCCGCCAUGAUGGGCAAUGUUACGUUCGUUAAAACGCUGCUCACUCAAUACGACAUCGAUUUGGAGCGCGAGUGCAAUGUGGUUUUCGAUGGCUUGCUUGUUUAUGGCGCCACUGCACUUUGGGUCGCUGCUGGGAUGGGCCACAUGCAGGUGGUGAAGUUGUUAGUGCAGCGCGGCGCCGAUGUCAAUCACAAUACAAAAGCGCAAUCGUCACCACUCCGUGCUGCAUGCUAUGAAGGACGCCUGGAUAUUGUGAAAUAUUUAAUUGAACAUGGCGCUGAUGUAAACUUGGCCAACACCUAUAAUAAUACGUCCAUAAUGAUUGCUGCCUAUAAGGGUCACGCCCAUGUUGUCGACACAUUGCUGAAGAACGGCGCCAAUCCAAAUGAGCAGGCGCUUUGUGGCGCCACAGCGCUACAUUACGCCGCUGAGUGUGGCCACUUUGAGGUUUGUCGAUUGCUGCUCGACCAUGGCGCUCGUAUGCAAAAGAAUGAACACGGACUCACGCCUGUUUUGCAAGCUGCCGAACGUACACAUGAAUCGGUGGUGGAAAUGUUUAUUUCACGCCCGGGACUGAUGACGAAAGAGGAGAUAAUAAAUGCAAUCGAGCUAAUGGGUGCCUCAUUUGCGAACGAUAAGGACAACUAUGAUGUCUCGAAAGCCUAUCAGCAUUUGAUGCGUGCCAUGGAAAUGCGUUACGCGGACGACCAAAAAGUGAUACGUAAGCGCGUAAUGGCACCAGUACCCGCCUAUGAUGAUUGGUUCGAAACGGAGAAUAUACCAGAACUGCAGGCCAUACGAUUAAAUCAUCACUCGAUACAUAUGGAAGCAUUAACGAUACGUGAACGCAUUUUGGGUAAACAUUAUCCAGACUUGCCGCAGCCAAUUGUCUAUCGGGGAGCUGUAAUGGCGGAUCAAGGUCGCUUUGCACAAUGCCAGGUUUUGUGGAAUUACGCUAUAGAUCUGCGUAUGAUCAACAAUGUUUCAGUUGAACGUGACUUGCUACGCUUUGCUCAACUGUUCUCACAGAUUUUACGCUUAGAGGAACAAACACUGGACCUUUCAAUUGUGCUGUCCGUGCUGGUAAAGUGCCAGCAAGAAAUCGAGAAUAACAAAUACAAGAUAGCACACCCUGGACCUAAGGAUGUGCCGCAAAUGUUGGCGGAUCAAAAUGAACAAAACGUCGUCACUGCCCUCUACCUCAUUAAAAUUAUAACGAAACUCUUGGCUCACACCAAUAUUGAUAUACAACGACCUCAAAUCGAGCAAUUAUACUCAACCAUAUUGAAAUUCAUCAAAUGUGAUACUCGCCUGGCGGAUGGACAAACUUUAUUACAUUUGGCUGUGAACGGCAUAACACCCGUUGAUGACUUCUAUACAAGUGAUAUAUGCCGCUUUCCUUGCUUCCGCACCGCCUUGUUAUUGGUUCAUGUUGGCGCCUCUGUAAUAGCUGUGGAUCGUGAUCGUAAUACGCCCCUCCAUACGCUUGUUGCAAGUAUACAAUUUCCACGCGACAAUCCACAUGUUUUUACGCAAGCUGAAAAGAUUGUAAAACUUUUUGUGGAUGCUGGUGCACAUUUGGAUGCCGUGAAUGCAAACGGCUUGACGCCAGCACAAGUUGGUAGCGCAAAUGGCAUUAGCAAUCUUAUACUUAGCUACCAGAAUUCGUUGACCUCGUUGAAAUGCAUAGCCUCACGCUGCAUCGCUUUUCACAAACUUAAAUAUCAAGGUCUUAUACCCAAAGCGUUGGAAGCCUUUAUACAAAUGCACAGCGCCGAGAAAUUUUGCGCGUAAACGAUUUUGCGGUUGUGGCUAAUUGUGCGACAGCGAUGUGAAGGAAGUAACAGUAGUAGCGGCUGGGCUGAGAAAACACUAUCAACUUCCUUUUUAUGUAUUCUAAUUUUGUACAUUUGAAGUCGAAUAUUUAUUUUAGAUUUAUAAAAUUAAGCGCUAGUUAGCUAAAAAAAAAAUUGGUCGCUUAUUUUUAGCCACAAUGGUUAGUAGAUAUAUAAUCAGCCUAGGGGAUCAUUAAAUUAAGUCAAUUUUAUUUUUGUUUCUGCAAAAUAUCUGAAAAUUAAAAUUGCUUGUGGCCAAUUAUGUUUAUAUGAAAAUAAGCUUUUUAGUUUCUGAAUAAUUUUGUUUAUAAUAUUGUAGCCAAAUAUUUUUGCCAAGUGUAUGAAUACUAUAAAAAAUGUGGACUGAAACUUUUAAUUGUAAAUACAUGAACAAAUCAUUUUACAAAAAUUAUAUCUAAAAUCAUCAAAUGAUACUAAUAAAGUCGUGUAAAGCUAAA